AUGCCUGGCCAUGGCAGGUUACCGAAAUGUUAUACUGCUGUAGACGACGAAAAUGAAAUAAUUGAUGGUCGCAUACCGAUUGUAUUUGAAUGCGGACUUGUACGACGAAACAACAACAAAAUACGUAUUUUGGAUUUGGGAACAACAUUUCGUGUUAAGGCAAUUGAAUUCAAUGAUGAGUAUCAUCAUGCUUGGAUAGUCAAACUCGAAGUCUACGAUAGUGGAACAAUCGGGAAAGACUUUUUAGACUUGGAACGAAAUAUAAUGCCUGAAAAAUCGAAUUCUAUAAUUCUGGCUAAUCUACUAUUCAUAAUGGGUUAUCGUACGAAAGCCGAAAAUUAUUUGAAUCAAAUAAGUGAUGUGGAAGAUGCUGCUCUCGUGCAUUUCACUCUUGCUGAAAUACAUUACAAUCGUGGUGAUUAUGAUUUGGCAUUAGAACAUUUUCAGAUAUAG
Messenger RNA from Didymodactylos carnosus, 453 nucleotides. The record is from the annotation of a GenBank genome assembly. Lineage: Eukaryota; Metazoa; Rotifera; Eurotatoria; Philodinida; Philodinidae.